This is a messenger RNA of Cryptomeria japonica (Japanese cedar), 1843 nucleotides long. RefSeq names its product putative UPF0481 protein At3g02645. Lineage: Eukaryota; Viridiplantae; Streptophyta; Pinopsida; Cupressales; Cupressaceae. The transcript has a single exon. Bases 1 to 1824 code for a protein of 607 amino acids. The record is from RefSeq and is a predicted model, not a curated record.
AUGGAAAUAUCUGUCAAACGAAGAUUGUUUUGUUCUUUCACUUUGACCCUGAGGCCAAGGCUUCAUAUACGAUCGUGUGCCCAAGCGUUUUCCAUAUUUGAGCCUUCUAUUACAAAAUUUUCAUCCCCUCUGCGUCAAGCUGCUUCCCGUGAUCUCCCACCCAUUUUCCUCUUUGAAUCGAUGGUAAUAAUGAACGGAGAUGAAGCAAAGAUCGAUGAAGAUCGAUGGAUUAUUCAAAUCAAGGAAAGUCUGCAAGUCCAUGGCGAGCAAGAAGAAGAAAAUGAGAUUUCUAUAUCUAUAUUUUGUGUGCCCAAGGAGUUGCUUGCAGCGAAACCAGAAGCAUAUAUUCCGCAGUGCGUCUCCAUCGGACCAUAUCACUAUUGGAGAUAUGAACUGCACGGAACAGAGAGAUAUAAAGUUGCUGCUGCGAGAAGAUUUCAGAAGACAAUCAGUGACUGUAAGUUCGAAUCUGUAGUGGAAGAGGUGAAGAAGAGUAGUUGGCAGAUCAGGAACUGCUACCAUAAAUAUGUGGACUACAAGGAUGAUACCUUGGCAUUGCUUAUGGCCUUGGACACCUCCUUCGUGCUCGAGUGCUUGCAUUUCUACACAGAACAGCCGGACCAGGCUUCUUCACAAGUAUUUUCCAGAGUGAAGAGUUUGGGCGGACUCUUAGACCCAUCCGGCAGAAGCGCAACGCACAAUGAAAUAAUGAGAGAUCUGAUGAAGCUUGAGAAUCAACUUCCUUUAUUCCUCUUGCAGAAGUUGCUAGAGAUGCAAUUGGGUUCUCAAGAUAUGGCAGAAGAAAGGCUAUGCAAUCUGGUAAGAAUUGCUUGUGAAGAAUGGUCUCCAUUUAUGUUCAAGAUACCAGAAAGUUCAAGGCUGCGUAUAAAAGAGAGGGGCCACAUACUGGAGGUUCUCUAUUACUCCAUUGUCCCUGAAGCAGCCAUGGACGAUACCAUUUCCAACAGGAAUGAGAACGAAAAAAAUCUGCAGUUGGGCGGUUCUCUUUUACUGUAUUACGUAAGACGUGCUCUGAAAGCCUUAUGGAAGGCUGUCGCGUUUUUAAAAGUCCGGCUUGCUAAGCUGCAUUCGGCUCUCCCUCAGCUUCUGUUAAAAAGAAUACCUGUCCAGUUGCCCACGCGCCUUGCUUCCACUAUUCAAAAUCUCUCAAAUCAGCGCAAAGAUGAAAAGCAUGAAGAAAAAGAAGAGGAAAGAGGAUCCUCCUCUGCGGAAACUCCUCCUACGCGCGACGAACUGGCAAUUCCCUCAGUCUCAGAUUUAUACUCAGCAGGAGUUAAAUUCCUUCCUACCGAUGGAGACCUCAACACAAUUCUCUUCGACCCAACGACUGCAACUCUUUAUCUUCCCAAAUUGAGGUUGGAUUCCAACACAGAAGUAGUUCUCAGAAAUCUGGUGGCGUUCGAAGCUUCUGCGGCUCCUGGUGCUUUGAUUUUCACUCGCUACACAGAUUUCUUGAACGGUAUCAUCGACACAGACGAAGAUGUUCGGCUGUUGACGAAGAGUGGGAUUCUUUUCAACCACCUGGAAGACGGCGGCCAAGUGGCAAGCCUGUGGAACGGCAUGGGCAAAUGUGUGAAAUUGCCGAAAGUUAAAUAUUUGGACCAAGUUAUAGCAGACAUCAACAAGUAUUAUAACAACAGAUGGAACGUUGCUGCGAAGAAGUACAUAAACAAGUACAUAUUUAGUUCAUGGAAGCUACUCACUGUUGUGUCCGCAGGCCUACUUUUGCUUGUGACUUGUUUACAAGGUUUCUGUUCUGUGUACGACUGUAAAGGUUUGCGGAGCAGCACCAGUAUUUCAUAGGACGAAGGCGAAUGGGAGA